AGCCGGAGCUCGGUGUAAAGCUGGUUGGUUGGCACGGGCUGGUUGGUCGGUCGGUUCAUGGUAGCCAUGGCUCGAUUUGCUGCGCUACUGCUGUUACCGGUUCUCAUUGAAUCCGUCGUUUCAAUUUCUUUCUUUUUACCGGUCAACUCUAGAAAAUGCUUACGAGAGGAGAUCCAUAAAGACGUCCUGGUUACGGGGGAGUAUGAAAUCAGCGAGCAGGCGAACACCAAAACUAACCUGAAGAUCACUGACUCUUCCAGCCACACUCUUUACUCGAAGGAAGAUGCAACAAAAGGAAAGUUUGCCUUCACCACAGAGGACUACGACAUGUUUGAGGUUUGCUUUGAAAGCAAAUCACCCAUGGGAACAGGAAGAGUGCCUGACCAGCUGGUCAAUCUGGACAUGAAGCAUGGUGUCGAGGCCAAAAACUACGAAGAGAUUGCAAAGGUGGAAAAACUGAAGCCUCUGGAGGUUGAGCUCAGGCGACUGGAAGAUCUGUCUGAGUCCAUCGUCAAUGACUUUGCUUACAUGAAGAAGAGAGAAGAGGAAAUGCGGGAUACCAAUGAGUCUACAAACACACGCGUGUUGUACUUCAGUGUGUUCUCCAUGUGUUGUCUCAUCGGCCUGGCCACGUGGCAGGUCUUCUACCUGCGGCGCUUCUUCAAGGCAAAGAAGCUGAUCGAGUAGAUCGACUCAUCCGGCUGCUUCCCUCGAGGGACGCUGCCUCCCAGUCAGCAAACACAUCCCAGCAAUCCACUCUCCUUGGACUAGCUUCAACAAAACAAGCGGGGUUUAGGGGGCUCAACAUCUAGUUUUCAAAGCUCUGAGAGUAUCCAUGUUUCCAGGAAAAUAAGAUUUACCUGCUUGUUUAGUAGUUGGAAACAUGAAAACCCUGUAGGGAGAAAUGCUUUGUCAAACAUGGGAGAGAGAAAUUUCUUUCUACACUGUUUUUGAAUGUUACAGCUGACUGAAUAAGAUGGAUUUUGUUUUUCCAUCAACCCUUUGAAAAGUUGGUUUCUUUUUAUUUCUGAGCUCGGUCUGAGUGGAUGUGCCACAAGUGAAUGUCUGCCCUUCUGUUAAUGUACACAUUAUUUACAAGGCCACAUAAACUAAACACAUUUUUAUUAAGUGAAGGCUUUAAGAAACAUGGUGGGUUGUUCCUUUAAGACAAUUGGAACCACUGAACUUCUGUGUUGUCACUUAAACUACAUAUAUGUUCGGUAGCUAAAAUUAACUCUUUAGUUUGUUUUCAUAUUGUAAUUGCCACCUAGAUGCUUCUACUGGUAUCUUUCUUUGGAUUUUGCGGGGCGGGUGGGAGUUGAGUUUUCAGAUUGAUGUUCUCAAUUAUAAAUUCUCUUUAAAUUUUCGCAUGUUCAGAUGUUCUUUUGUUUUUGAACAUCCAUUAAAAGUAUCGAGGAACCAAUAUUCUU
Messenger RNA from Poecilia latipinna (sailfin molly), 1430 nucleotides. It is a transcript of the gene tmed10, whose product is annotated as transmembrane p24 trafficking protein 10. Bases 58 to 687 code for a protein of 209 amino acids. The record is from RefSeq and is a predicted model, not a curated record. Lineage: Eukaryota; Metazoa; Chordata; Actinopteri; Cyprinodontiformes; Poeciliidae. The transcript has 5 exons.